UCGCAAUUUGUCAACUGGAGCCGCGAUUGCCCGUCCGCUUCUGUCACUCGUCGGAGCCGCGUUUUGCCGUCCGCUUCUGUACUCGUCGGAGUCGCUUUCUUCAGUCCUCGGCUGGUUUUCUGGCAGUGUAGCAGCUAUAAGUAUUGUUGGUCACAUUCUGGGUCUAGGGGAAGUCAAGCAAUGGCAAAAGGCUUGAUUUGGGUCACUGCAGAGGACAUGGCCAGAAACAGAAGCAAGGUCCUGACUUUAUACCGCCAGAUACUAAGGACCCUUAAUUCGCCCAACCUUCCUCUCAACCUGGCGGCAAGGCUGGCCAAGAAAGCCGAGGCUCGGGCCAUUUUCAUGUUAGCUUCUGAGGAGAGGUCAGUUCACAACAUACAAGACCUUAUUGACACUGGGGAAUAUGCUCUCUCGGUUUUGAGGAAAGGCGAAAUCCCCAAGUAUGCGCUUAUUUGAACAAAUCUCAUGGAUUUGAUUAUAUAGACCUUGAUUUUGAUAUCAUGCUUGGAGUGGUUGUUUAUGACGGAUUGCAUGUUAUGUGUGGCGCAAGAAUGAUUUUAGGAGAAAAUCAAUAACCUUAGGGGGUGAUUGUUUAUGGAUUCAACUAGUUUUUAUUUGGUUUGUUUUUUAACUAUAGUUAAUUUUGA
This is a messenger RNA of Striga asiatica, 647 nucleotides long. Lineage: Eukaryota; Viridiplantae; Streptophyta; Magnoliopsida; Lamiales; Orobanchaceae. The record is from the annotation of a GenBank genome assembly.